AUGGGCUAUAGAGCUCAGCGAGUACGACAUCGAGUACAGGUCCUCGCCGAUUUCGUUAUUGAGCUAGCAUCCGAACAUCUAGACCAGGAAACAGAGGUUCCGAAAUGGAGCCUAUACGUGGACGGAGCCUCGUCAAGGCAAGGCUCCGGUGUCGGUUUAAGACUAACCUCCUCAGCCGGAGAAACCAUCGAACAAUCCUAUAGACUUGGAUUUAACGCUUCCAACAACGAGGCCGAGUACGAAGCACUAAUCGCUGGAUUAAAGCUCGCCCUGAGCCUCGGAAUUCGGGAGCUAAACGCCUACAGCGACUCGCAGCUGGUAGCUAGCCAGUUUCACGGGGAAUACGAAACAAGGGACGAAAGAAUGGGGGCAUACCUCGAGGUCGUCCUAAACCUCACAAAGCAGUUUGACAAGUUCGAGCUAACGAGGAUCCCACGAGGGGAGAACUCCUCAGCAGACGCGCUCGCCGCAUUAGCUUCCACAUCCGACCCUCUCGUAAAACGAAUUAUACCCGUGGAAGGAAUCGAGAAGCCAAGUAUCGACAUAGCUACCAAGGCUGAGAUGGAUAGCAAACCAAAGGAAAAAAUAGAGGAUAACAGCCUCCCGACGGUAGCUACCCAAGUUUUCACGACAUUCUGGUUCCCGAAAACUAGAACACGCAGCUUUAGAAAGCACACCUCCAGGAAAGCAACCCAGAACCCGGAAAACAACGACAAAAGUGAAGGUACUCACCGAAGUUCAGACUCCCUAGAGCCUAACUCUACGAGUACCUCCGGGGGCACCAUCCAGACCUCGGAGCCACUUGUCUAUAAAGUCCAAACAAGAAGCCGCACCGCUCUUAAAAACGCAUCUAGGAACGCUACACAAACCACAGGGGAUAACGAGGAAAUUGGAGAUAUUCCUCAGAACCCAGAACCUACUCCAACGAAUAUCUCCGGGGGCACCACGGCACCAGGUCCCGAACAGGAAUCUCCCUCCUCUCUUCACAACAAAGUUGUAGGGAGAGAAGACUGGAGAAUACCGAUCAUGGAUUACAUCCUAGAGGGAAAAAUUCCACCCAACAAGUGGGAGGCUCGAAAACUCAAAGCUUUAGCAGCAAGAUACUGUAUAAUCGAGUCAGCCCUCCACAAACGAAGUGUCUCCGGACCUUACCUAAAAUGCGUUCACGGCCUAGUAGCUAUGAAACUCAUGAAGGAAAUGCACGACGGUUCCUGUGGAAACCAUUCCGGAGGCAGAGCCUUAGCCAUCCGAAUAAAAAGACAAGGCUACUUCUGGCCUACCAUUAUCGCAGAUUGUGAGGUCUACUCCUCAUCGUGCGACAAAUGCCAAAGGCAUGCACCGAUCAUACACCAACCAGCGGAAAAGCUGUCUAACAUAUCAGCUCCCUAUCCAUUCAUGAGGUGGUCUAUGGACAUUAUAGGUCCAUUAGUACCUUCAGGGAAAGGAAAGAAGUUACUAAACCUCCUGGUCCUAACCGACUACUUCACGAAAUGGAUUGAAGCUGAAGCUUUCCAACAAAUAAACAGAUUCGAGGUCGAAGGAUUUGUUUGGAAAAACAUCGUAUGCAGGCAUGGCGUCCCAUACGAAAUCGUAACCGACAAUGGAGGACAGUUCAUAUCCCACGACUUCAAAAGUUUCUGCGAUAAAUGGAACAUCCGCCUCACCUUCUCAUCACCUCGGCGACCUCAAGGGAACGGACAGGCGGAGGCUGCCAACAAAUCAGUUUUAGCAAACCUCAAGAAACGCCUAGGAGCCCAAAAGGAGCUUUGGUCGGAAAAACUACCCGAAGUACUAUGGGCCUGCCGAACCACCCCACGAAAAGCUACAGAGGAAACUCCCUUCUCCUUAGCUUAUGGGAUGGAAGCUGUCGUCCCAGCAGAAACCACCGCAGGUAGCCUCAGACGGGAGCUCUGCACCUCAAAUCCCGCAGCUAAUAACCAGCUCCUGAUGGAUAGCCUCGACUUGAUCGAGGAAAGACGAGACCAAGCCUUGCUUCGCAUUCAAAAUUAUCAGCAAGCAAUGGCACGACACUACAAUUCCAAAGUAAGGCCCCGACAGUUCGCCGUAGGGGACCUAGUGCUUAGGAAAGUGUUCGAAGGAACAAAGGAACCGGGAGCUGGAAAGUUAGGAACCAACUGGGAAGGACCCUACCGAAUUAUCCACAUAGUACGACCCGGAGUUUACAAACUCCAGAAGGUACGAACCGGGGUACCUGAAAUCCGAUCGUGGAAUGCCACGAACCUCAAAAGAUACUAUCAUUAG
Messenger RNA from Brassica napus (rape), 2262 nucleotides. RefSeq lists its product as uncharacterized. Gene Ontology annotation, molecular function: RNA-DNA hybrid ribonuclease activity; nucleic acid binding. The record is from RefSeq and is a predicted model, not a curated record. The coding region runs from base 1 to 2262 and encodes 753 amino acids. Gene Ontology annotation, biological process: DNA integration. The transcript has a single exon. NCBI's taxonomy places the organism in Eukaryota, Viridiplantae, Streptophyta, Magnoliopsida, Brassicales, Brassicaceae.